Messenger RNA from Sporothrix schenckii 1099-18, 375 nucleotides. RefSeq lists its product as uncharacterized. The record is from RefSeq and is a predicted model, not a curated record. NCBI's taxonomy places the organism in Eukaryota, Fungi, Ascomycota, Sordariomycetes, Ophiostomatales, Ophiostomataceae. The transcript has 2 exons. The coding region runs from base 1 to 375 and encodes 124 amino acids.
AUGAGAACAGAGAGAAGGACAAGAGACGAAAUCCACGAGUCGUACGCGUCAAGAGUGCUUCCUGGGACCAGAGACGCAGAAUGGAAGGCGUCAGAGGCGGCACAAAAUAACACAAAUUACACGAAGAAAACAACACAAAUAACACAAAACUUGUUCGUCAGUCGGCACACGUACGACGGCAAACAAGACGAAACAGGCCGCGUUACCGGGCCUCGGCGGCAAGAGGAGGACCUGCCAGCGAUAGGCCUGGUGGAAAGGAGACGAGACACAAACAAGACACACAAAGCACAAACGAAGCACAAAUACAAGAGACGGGAUGCUUCCAGGUCAAACGUGCACGACGAUGGACGAUGGACGGUUUAUCUUGUCCAAUAG